Molecule: messenger RNA, 3695 nt
Organism: Clarias gariepinus (North African catfish)
Lineage: Eukaryota; Metazoa; Chordata; Actinopteri; Siluriformes; Clariidae
Gene: mansc1
Product: MANSC domain containing 1
Exons: 5
Coding region: 697-2085 (462 amino acids)
Source: RefSeq, a predicted model, not a curated record
GCGGUUACGCACGUGCCUGCGCUCAGCCGGGGACAAAAGAGCGGAGGAGAAACGGGCUGUUUAAGGGGUCGGAGUCGUGCUGAAGUCGCGAGCAUCGCUGGGGAUCGACUCGAAUUAGUGCAGUGCGCGCGUGCUUGGUGUUAUUUUUGUCUCCUUGGUGUGUGUGUGUGUGUGUGCGCGUGUGUAGCUCUCUCUCGCGCGCGUUGUGCGCGCGCUCCCUCUCUCGCGCUCUCUCUCUCUCUCUCUCUCGGUCUUUUGUGUGCGCAUACGUGUUUUUUAUUCGUUAUAAUAUAUAUAAUAUAUAUAUAAUGCCUGGUGUUUGCGCGGUGUCAGAGCUCCGAGUGUGAUGCAGUGACUGAAGACACCAUUUUAGCCCUCGGUCCUUCUGAGCAUCUUUAAGGAUCUCUACGAAAUUAAUGUAGGUCGCAUGUCUAAGAUCUUUUUUCUUUUCUUUUUUUGCUUCUUCUUCUUUCUUUUUUUUUUUUUGGAUGAGGAUGUUCCCCUGAAAGCUCUCUUGUUGAUUUCAUAAAGCAAAAGGAGUAAAGUUCUACUGAGAUAAAUGACUGUACAUGAACUGUGGACCCAAAGGACUUGAGACCGUCUGAUGGCAUUGUACGUACACCUACAAGGCACUGGUCUUAAUCCUUCCCCGUCAGGACUCUGAGAAGCCCGUGGAUCUCCUGAGCUCUAAAAGCCAUGUUCCCAGCCCAUGGACGCUCCUUCAGGGCAGCUAAGCUGCUUCUCGGGGCUCUGAUCUUUCUCCAGGCUUGCGGCUGUGCUUUGAGCUCCAGUGGUGAGACAUGUUACUCCAGGCAGCAUCGAGACACCAUUGUGAAUGUGCGCAAGGCUCUAGAUCAUCAAAAGACCGUAAUGGAUGUCAGGAAGAAAGAAGCAGAAAGGGACUGCAUCCUGGCUUGUUGCUCGGAGGAGCUGAAACCAGGUAUAAAGUGCAACAUGGUGGUGUAUAAACCAUCAGGCCAAGAUGGUGUCGAGAACUGCUACCUGUUUCAUUGUGAAACCGAGCAGGACUGCCCUCUAAUGUCAGCCAGCCCCGGAACUAACACUUAUGAUAUAUUUAAAGGUUCAACACAUCCUGCUGCCAAAGGAAAGGACCGAGUCCCCACAAUCCCCAAUACGAUAACAAAACAACCUGCUCCUACACAAUCUACAUCAACAACCCCGAAACCGACAACCACAACAACUACAACCCAGCCCACCACUACGACAAGUACCACGCAGUCCACUACAACCACCACUCCGACUACAAGAACCACCUCCACCACAGCGCCCACAGAGCUGGCGAUUAUCCUCCUUACAAUACCUGUCGAAAACGUGCCAACCAGUAAAUCAACUACAACAACAGCAACAACAACAACAACACAAUCAACAACUACAACAACAAAGGUACCUUCCACAACAAGCACAACAACGACUGCACAUCCGGUCCAACCGCCACAGCCACCCCCGAAUCCAAUCCGGCCAUCCAAAAAGCAGCCCAAGCCUCCAAAAAAGCCUGAUUCCCACCCGCGACCCGGUGCGAAAGUAGCUGAGGUUCCGACCUUACAGAAACAACCUGCACAGAAAACGACGACACCUCCUACCCCUCCUCCUGUUACUAUCACUAGUGCUACAACUACUACUACAACUUCAACAACAACCACAACCACAACUACCACUCCAUCUACAACCACUACUACUACCCCCAAAACAACCACAACCACAACCACCAAAACAACCACAACUACUACUCCGUCGACAACCACAACCACUCCUCCCACUACAACCACCACAACCACCACAACUACAUCCACAAGCACCACUGAAAGAACAACUAUAGUCGUCGUAGAGAUGGAGAACGAUGUGAAAAAUGCUGAUUCGCGCCCGGACCCUACAGCAAUACCGUCUGCUUCGGGUAAGGCUAAGGCGUCGCACCUGAUGUGGAAGAAUAGCCUGGCUUUGCUGGUCGUGCUCACGCUCAUCAUUCUCACGUUCGUCUUGGCCGUCGUGGGCCGCAGAGCCAUGGAAUCGUUCGACAGGAGACACUACACGAGACUGGAGCUCAACGACCUUCACUAUGAGAUCUAAAACUCAACCAAAUCCCGCGACGAUCUAAAAGACAAUCCCGUUCAAUUUUAAAAUAUAUUUUAAAAUAUUUUUUUUCCCCCUGUCAGCUUACUAAAACUAACAAAAAUAUUUUGAUAUGUGCAACGUUUUUGGCUCAUAAGAUGUUGUAACUGCUGGAGGGAUGCAACAAGAUGGAGACUAAGCGAGAGUUUCGGGUUGUGGGGGGACGAAAAGCAAUACAAAGACCUCAGGAAGCUUCAAAAUUUAGGACUAGAAUACUGUUGGACAUUCUUUGCUUUGGCAAUGCAUUAAGUCAUGAACAUUUCCUCUGUGUCAAACCAGUCAACAAUCAAUAAUUAAGCUGAAACGCCUGCAUAAUCGGGUUAUUCCAUGUAGAGGCUUCAUUUGUUCACUCACAUCUUCGGCCUGUUUUUGUGUUUAAGUAUGGAGUUAAUCAUGCUACUAGCAAGUCAGUACGCCAUCACCUUUCUUCUUGGGUGUGAUAUAGUACAAUUCAAGGGUGCAGGGUGUUAACGAAGGAAUAAAAGACAAAAAAAAGAGGUGGUUCUGUUCUUUAAACUGUCACACGCACCUUUAUAUGGCCAUAUUCAUUCAGGACUGUUGCUUCCUUACUGACAAACAACUGCUUUUCAAAUUGUAUUUACUCGCUGUACAUCGACUUUUUGUGAUUUUAUUUCCCACUAUGUUGUACUGCUGUGAUUUCCACAUUUGUUACGCCGAUCCACAGGAAAGUCUCUUAUGCAGUGUUCCCCAUUGUGCCACACUUCUGUUUUGUGUCUAAAAAAAACUACUACUUCUUGGUGGUAAAUUACACUGGAUGUGCACUAUUUUCACAUGAAUACUUUCUUAACGAGCAGGUAUGGGAGUGUGGCGGGGUAUGCGUGCGUUUGUGUGUGUACUCUAGUUAACCAUUACACUUGCUACGAGCAUGCAUGGUACUGUAAAUGUAGUUUCGCAAUAUUCGCUGUGUUUCAGUAUGGUUUCUGACAUGCCUUUGUCGACUUCCUGUUCAUUAUUAGGGAGUGUAUUUCAACUCACUCAAUUAUAAAUGUAAUAAUAUACUUAAUAUAUAAAUGAACACUAAUACUUAUUAUAAACAUCUUCAUCCAUUUAAAAACAUCUGACUGAACGAGGUCUCCUAUUGUAACUUACAUAGUGACACAUUUGCGUUUUUCCCCCCCUUUUUUUCCACCAUGUCGUACUGCUAUAAUCUGCGUUUAUAACCACUAUCCGCCUCAUAAUUGGGUGACUUUGGUGAAAAAGUGAAGUCAAACCAGGGCUUGUUACAAACUAUAGCGAAACAUCUGGCAUACACUGAAAUAUUGAACUAGCUGUAAUGGCAAUUUUUGACCAAAGGUGGCAGCAGUCACUCAGUUGAACCUACAGCCUCCUUCUGCUCCUGUGCUCCAUUUUAGGGAACUUGGUUUAAGUUGCACAAAUCUUUUCAUGUUUUUCUUGAAUUGCUUUUUGUAUUUUAAUAUCACUGUAUAUAUGAGAUGGUGAUGGUUUGGUCUUGUUUUUGUGAGUGGUUGCUUUUAACAGCAAAUUUGAAUUUAAUGUAGGCUACUAUUUUCUCUGGCAAAAAAUAAAAUGUUAAUUCUUUGAAGAAA